CUCAGAGGCUCUGAAUGUCUGAUGAUUCAUUUCUGAAGUUCUGAUGGAUUAGUGUGGAGCGACCUGCAGGAGGAGCAUGGUUCCGGUCCGGAGUCCAGAGUAACUCUGCUCUGCAGGAACUUUCCUGGAUCUGGGAAUGUCUGGCAUUUUCUUUCUGCAGCUGUCUGAAUAUUUCCCCUGCAGAACGAUGAGCUGCUGGACGUUUUUAGUGGCCUUCAGCCUGCUUGUGCCCUGGAGCCAUGCAGGCUGUGCGGAGGUGGACUCCAUGACCGAAGCCGUGGCGGGAGAAGGAUUCCUGCUCGGCUGCAUUUCCUGUAAGAAAAGAGAGGAAGUGUCGGCCCGAGCCACGGUGGACUGGCACUUCAAACGGCCCGAGGACCACGAGUUUACACCUAUCUUCCACUAUAAACACCCCAACGCAAACGUGCUCCAUGAAGACUUCAGUGACCGGCUGCAGUGGCAGGGAACGCUGAACGACGACGUCCAGAUCGGCGCCGUUUUCAUCCAGAACGUCACCUUCAACGACAGCGGGACGUACCGCUGCACCUUCCGCCGCACCCUCUUCCUGCCGCUGCAGCCCGAGAACGUGGUGGUGGAGAAGGAGGUGGAGCUCACCGUGGUGGCCACAGCCAACCGGGAGCUGACGGCGGUGAUCUCUGAGAUCGUGAUGUACGUCCUGAUCGUGGUUCUGCAGCUGUGGCUCAUCCUGGUCAUGGUCUACUGCUACAAGAAGAUCUGGGACGAACACGAAGCGCGAGAGGCGAAGAAAGCGCUGGAAGCGGAGGGAUCACUGCUGGAGUCCAAGGAUCACUGUGACGGCGUGGAGGCGGAGUAACGCCAGGGAGCGUUAGCACGCUCAGCUGGAGCUGCAGCAAGGAACGCUCAUAAAAAUAUGUUUGUGAGGAUGAUUGACAGCGCUAAGCCCCGCCUCCUGGCUCUGACUGGUUGUUUUGGGGAGCAGAGCAUCUUUUCAGACAGCAGAUGGAUCUUUUCACAGAUUGUUUCUCUCACAACAAAAUGUAAUGGUAACAGGUUUGAUAAAUAUGUAAAAACAUAUUUUUCAUAAAUGUUACUCAUAUCAGUUUUAAGAAGUGGAUCAACAUCCAGAGAGACGGAUGACAGAUUUACCUCAGGAGUUCAUCAUCUCAUCUGAACUGAUGUGAAAACUUGUGCCGAUAUUAAUAUCCGAUAUGACUACAGAUAACCGAUAUUUAUCGAUAUUGUAUGUUAGAUUUAUUUCCAGGUGUCUCACUGCAUGUCUUCCUGUCUCUUCUCUGUUGGACUUUGAUUUUAUUUUGAUCAUUUUCUUCCAUCUUGAGUUUAUUUAAUUGUUCCUGAUCUGUUUUGAUUUCAGUUGGUUCAUUUAUUCUCGUCUGUUGCAUCCAGUAAUUAUGAUCCCAGUAGAUUUAUGUUCCAGUCACUUUGUCAGUUCCUCCUGUUUUCUUCUUGCUCGUUUUUUGUUCUGUUUCUUCCAUUAAAUUUUCCUUUUCAUCA
Messenger RNA from Poeciliopsis prolifica (blackstripe livebearer), 1494 nucleotides. Its product is annotated as sodium channel subunit beta-1-like. Gene Ontology annotation, cellular component: voltage-gated sodium channel complex. NCBI's taxonomy places the organism in Eukaryota, Metazoa, Chordata, Actinopteri, Cyprinodontiformes, Poeciliidae. The coding region runs from base 137 to 835 and encodes 232 amino acids. The transcript has 5 exons. The record is from RefSeq and is a predicted model, not a curated record. Gene Ontology annotation, biological process: sodium ion transport; cardiac muscle cell action potential involved in contraction; regulation of heart rate by cardiac conduction. Gene Ontology annotation, molecular function: sodium channel regulator activity.